AUGGCGAGUUGGGACGGAACCCCGUCGAAAGAGACUUUGGUGAUUGUGGGAUACACAGUUCCUACCGUCAUCUUGGUUGCGAGCACGGCACUACGACUCGGGGUCAAACUAACAAAAGACGGCCUGCAUCUAGAUGACUACUUGAUCACCCUGGCAAGCGCUUUGGAAAUGGCAUACUCCGUGACAAUUCUGGUCUGUGGUGUGGGACAUGGAUUUGGUCGUCAUGCUAAGUUUGUUGAUCUUAAAGACUUGGAAAUAUUCCUCAAGGGAGAGUACAUCGCUAGCCACCUUUACAAUAUCUUCCUUGCAGCCACAAAACUUAGCAUCCUCGUCCUGUAUUACCGUAUCUUUCCUAUACCUUGGUUCAGGAAGACCGUUAUAGGAUGUUCAGUCUUCGUCCUCGUCUGGAUCGCCGCUAUCGAGGCAACUAUGGGUGCCCUAUGCCGUCCACUGCAUGCAUUCUGGGACCUCACUGUCAAGGGCAAAUGCUUGAACUCCACGGCACUCACCUACUUUGUGAAUAGCUCCAAUAUGGUCACUGACCUCGUCCUCUUCGCCCUUCCCAUUCCAGUGAUCUUGAGUGUACGAACGACUCUAAGGAAGAAAAUUGCUCUCGUCUUCAUAUUCUCCAUUGGAUUCAUCACCUGCGGCAUCAGCGCCGCCCGUCUGGCCUACGUUGUCGCGCAAGGCUCCGCAGACAUAACUUGGGAAGGUGUCCCACUAGGUAUUCUAUCCGCCUUCGAAUCCCUCGGUGGAGUUCUCUGCGCCAACCUCCCGAUCAUCUACCGAUUGUUCAAAAAAGCUGCCCAAAACAUCAGCAGUAGUGUCUCCGGACAGAAAACCAAGACCUCCAACCUACAAUAUGGCUACGAUCCCAAAGCCUACGGCUCCAAAUCGCAUGGCCGUCAACGUCGACGCAGCACAGAUAGCGAGCGGUGGAUUCGAAUGCCAAAUGAGCAGGAUUCGAGCGAGACACAUACCCAUGUACAGAGUAAUAGCCCCGAUAUGAAGCCCCAGCCGGACGCGUUCGAGAUGAGGCCUAUGCCGCGUAAUGCUAUCGCUGUGCAGAGGGAGUUUCAUACGAGUGUUGAGGACCGAGGUUUCCAAAGGUAAUGGACCGGUGGAUUGAGUAUUUCACCAUUUGUCUUGGGUCUAGACGCUUGAAUGCGGCCAUGUUCAGCCCUU
Aspergillus alliaceus is the source of this 1185-nucleotide messenger RNA. Its product is annotated as putative integral membrane protein PTH11-like. The record is from RefSeq and is a predicted model, not a curated record. The transcript is spliced from 6 exons. Lineage: Eukaryota; Fungi; Ascomycota; Eurotiomycetes; Eurotiales; Aspergillaceae. The coding region runs from base 1 to 1113 and encodes 370 amino acids.